Macrosiphum euphorbiae (potato aphid) is the source of this 438-nucleotide messenger RNA. NCBI's taxonomy places the organism in Eukaryota, Metazoa, Arthropoda, Insecta, Hemiptera, Aphididae. The record is from the annotation of a GenBank genome assembly.
AUGAGAGAAACUUUGGCUGGACCAACGGGAAUCAAAAUGGGAAAUGGCCAGCAACUGGUAGUGACAAGGUACGAAGACGAUGUUAUAAUAAUGGCAGAGAGUGAGGAAGACCUUAAGAGAACUACUAGUAAACUGAUAGAAGGUGAAAAAAUCGGAUUAAUGGUGAAUGAAGAAAGAACAAAGUACAUGAUAGUUACUAGACAUAACCAAGAAAUAAGACAUUUGGAAGUAAAUAAUUGUAACAUUGAAAGGGUGGCCAACUUCAAAUACUUAGGGGUAAAUAUUAAUGAGAAUGCUGACAGCAACGAAGAAAUAAGACUCAGACUGGUAGUGGCAAAUAAAUGCUACUUUGGACUAGUACCCAUUGUUCGGGGUAAAAUUCGCAAUUUUUAUUUUUACUUAAUACAAAGAGAAAAAGUAUACAUAAUUUUUAUUUAA